CCGCCACGCGUGGGAGCGGAGCGGGGCGGGCGGCAGCGGCGCUUUGUCCUGCCCACACACACAGACACACGCAGCGCAGCCGGGCGGGAGCCGGCAACAUGGCCGGGCCGGCGGAGGGGCUGCCCGCCGCCGCGCUGCCCGGCUAGCGUCGCGGGGCCCGGCGCUGCGAGUGGGGCGGCGCUGCCGCCGGAGCCCCCCACCCACCCCGCCGGCCGCCCCCGGCUCCGGCCGCCGCCGGGAAGAUGAGUGAACAGAGUAUUUGCCAAGCCCGGGCUUCAGUUAUGGUCUAUGACGAUACCAGUAAAAAAUGGGUGCCAAUCAAACCUGGACAGCAGGGAUUCAGCAGAAUCAACAUAUACCACAACACGGCCACUAACACCUUCAGGGUAGUUGGAGUUAAACUGCAAGAUCAACAAGUAGUGAUUAAUUACUCAAUUGUGAAAGGAUUGAAGUACAAUCAAGCAACACCUACCUUUCAUCAAUGGCGUGAUGCACGGCAGGUCUAUGGCUUGAAUUUUGCAAGCAAAGAAGAGGCUACCACGUUCUCCAACGCAAUGCUGUUUGCUCUGAAUAUCAUGAACUCACAAGAUGGAGGUCCAGCUGCCCAGCGCCAGGUCCAGAAUGGGCCAUCUCCAGAUGAGAUGGAAGCACAGAGAAGACAAGUGAUGGAGCAACAGCAACAGCGCCAGGAAUCUUUGGAAAGAAGAACCUCUACCACAGGCCAAGCACUUCCACCUGGUCAUCCCAGUGGUGCUGCUGUGAUCCCUGCUUCGUCUGGGGGGCCCCCACCUCCACCACCCCCCCCAGUCCCUCCGCCACCCAUGGGAGCCGCACCCCCCCCGCCGCCCCCGCUGCCGGCAGGCGCUGGCCAAGGGGCUGGCACUGAAGAUGGGUCAAUGUCAGGGCUUGCAGCGGCUCUGGCUGGUGCCAAACUAAGGAGAGUUCAACGGCCAGAAGAUGGUUCAGGAGGGUCCAGCCCCAGUGGGGUCUCUAAGAGCGAUGCCAAUCGAACAAGUAGCGGAGGAGGUGGAGGAGGACUAAUGGAAGAAAUGAAUAAAUUACUGGCAAAAAGGAGGAAAGCAGCGUCGCAGUCAGACAAGCCAGCUGACAAAAAGGAAGAGGAAAGCCAAAAUGAUGAUGCUAGCACCUCUCCUUCACCCAGUACACGAGGUCCCACCCAGCAGCAGCAAAAUUCAUCAGACUCUGGGAAGAAGCCAUGGGAAAGGAGCAAUUCUGUUGAAAAGCCUGUAUCUUCAUUACUUUCUAGAAAUCCAUCAGUGGUGAAGAGCUGUGAAGCUAAGAGCCCCACACAAUCCCACGUGUCUUCUAGGAUGAAGCCAGUGAGCAGCAGCAAUGAUGUGGCUAUGGAUGCCUUAGAUUUUGAUCGAAUGAAACAGGAAAUAUUGGAGGAAGUUGUAAGAGAGUUACACAAAGUGAAAGAGGAGAUAAUUGAUGCCAUACGGCAGGAGUUGAGUAGAAUCAGUACAACAUAAUGAUUGCAAAGCAUUUGGACGGUACCAAGAAUGCUAGGAAGAUCGGAUCAUUUCUAAGUGUACCAAGGUCAUGCAAGAUGGUGAGAGAGGACACCGGCACUGUCUUUGUUCUUAAACCCUUUUUAUUAGCAGACUCAGCACACUUUGAAGCUUGCUGCUGCCUUGGAUUCGCUUCAUUUUAAAAGUCUUAAUCUAAAGAAUAUUAAAUUUUAAAUUUCUGGAUUUUUUAGAUUUCAUCUGACACUGCACAUUGGAUUUGUCAGCCUUUUUUGUAUUUUGUAUUUGCUUAUUUAAAUGUAUUACCUUUCUUUUUAGUAGUAGAUAAGAACACAUGUGAACCAUUUGCUUUUGAUAGAUGACUUCAAAGUAAUUUUAUUAGUAGUCUGCAAUGUAAAUGAAGAUCCUUUGCCAACAGAAAUGUAUUGUGGCAUCACCAGAAGAAAGAGAGACAUGUUAGUUGUCAGCCAACAAGUUCUUUGUCUCAGAGUUAUCACAAUAUAAAAAAAUGGUACGUCAGUGCAUCACAGUAUCUGUGUUCAUAUUGGUAAUAAACUGUUUAUUGUCCA
Molecule: messenger RNA, 2059 nt
Organism: Grus americana (Whooping crane)
Lineage: Eukaryota; Metazoa; Chordata; Aves; Gruiformes; Gruidae
Gene: EVL
Product: Enah/Vasp-like
Exons: 14
Coding region: 243-1493 (416 amino acids)
Biological process (GO): positive regulation of actin filament polymerization; actin polymerization or depolymerization; protein homotetramerization
Cellular component (GO): cytoskeleton
Molecular function (GO): actin binding; profilin binding; SH3 domain binding
Source: RefSeq, a predicted model, not a curated record